GUGGACUCAAAUAGUUCAUCUUCAACCCUUAAUUUGCUUCUAAAUCCGCCAUAUCAAGACUGGCCUUCAAGAUUCAAGAACACACAACUCUUAAGCUCACAAAUUAAUGGCGGCUUUGCCAAGAUCAGAAGUUUCGUUUAGAAGGCAAGGCUCAUCAGGGUUGGUUUGGGAUGACAAGCUUUUAUCCGGUGAGCUGAAGAAAAUCUCAACCAAAGAUGAAGGCGGGGAUCAGACGAAGGAGGCGGCGAAACCCUCCUCCGUCCAACGUAGCCGCUCGUCCGGCGGCGGUCGGGGUUUCCGUUCGACCGAGAUUAAGCCGUCGUAUGACCCUCCUUCUCCCAAGGUGUCUGGUUGUGGCAUCUGCGGCAUGUUUGGGAAGCCGGUAGAUUCUAAACAACAACCGUCCAGAAAAGCCGCCGCCCACCGUCCUCACCGUAGAUAGAUAAUCAUAGCUUAGUGGGAUUGCUUUCUUCAACCUUCAUCGCCGCCAUGCACAUGUAUGCUUUCAUUUCUUUUUCCUCUUUUCUUUUUAUGGGUAUUUUUUGUGGUAUGUGUAAUAGCAUUGAAGUUUGUGAUUGUGAGAGUUUUUGUUGUCUUUCUAUGUAUGGCAAGAACACCAUCAAUCAUCAUAGAUAAAAACAAUAUGAAUUAAAGCAUCUUUGUCGUUUCUUCUCCUU
Molecule: messenger RNA, 677 nt
Organism: Ipomoea nil (Japanese morning glory)
Lineage: Eukaryota; Viridiplantae; Streptophyta; Magnoliopsida; Solanales; Convolvulaceae
Exons: 1
Coding region: 107-442 (111 amino acids)
Source: RefSeq, a predicted model, not a curated record